Molecule: messenger RNA, 476 nt
Organism: Diatraea saccharalis (sugarcane borer)
Lineage: Eukaryota; Metazoa; Arthropoda; Insecta; Lepidoptera; Crambidae
Source: the annotation of a GenBank genome assembly
GUUGCGUGGUUUGUUUUCGUCUGACAGACAGCUACUAACAAUUUAAUAUACGGAUUGAAUUUGCUUUUUUUUACGUUUUAUUGGAAUAUAUUCCUUACGUAUUUUCUGAUAUUUCUGAAUAUUCAAGGUAACGCGUUUCAUCGUCUUAUGAUAUUUUGAGUUCGUGCUCUGGAACCGGAUUGUUGGACGUAGAGAUGUCAGGUGGGCGGUUAGUAGUGCUGGACAGGCUUGGGAGGGAAGUGAAACGGUUCCCAUUGACAUCUGGACUGGCCACACUGGGCAGUCAUCCUCGCUGUGAUAUACGUGUUAUGCUGCCCUCAGUUAGUCCUCACCAUGCCACAGUCGUAGUACAUGCUAAUCAGUAUUAUAUAACACUUAAAUCACACAGUCGCGCAUUCGCCGCUCGAUUGGCGCGCGAGUGGUGCGUUGCACCGCUUCGUCAUUGCCACCGCGGACGUACAUUUUGCGGCCUCUGA